Molecule: messenger RNA, 939 nt
Organism: Plasmodium yoelii
Lineage: Eukaryota; Apicomplexa; Aconoidasida; Haemosporida; Plasmodiidae
Product: PIR protein
Exons: 3
Coding region: 1-939 (312 amino acids)
Source: RefSeq, a predicted model, not a curated record
AUGGAUUAUAACCUGUGUAUGAGGUUUAAUAACUUGAGAAGCUAUUUACCCGAUGACUUAAGCAAAGGUACAACUAGUGAUAUUAAUACUUUAGGGAACAUUAAGAAUUAUUGUUCUAAUAGAAAAUCAGGGGGAACAGAAUGUAAGACUGAUCUCGAUAAAAUAAAUGGUGGAUGUAUAUGGUUGUUUGAGCAAUUGUUUGUGAAAAAUAAAAUAAAAAAUAUCAAUAUUGUUGGAUACAUUAUGAUUUGGUUAAGUUAUAUGUUAAGCAUAAAGAAUAUUAAGGAGUUUAAGAAUUUAAAUGAAUUUUACAAUAAACAUAUAGAAAAUAAACCAUAUUAUAUUAAUUGUGAUAAUAAUGGUACAGAUUGUAGUAAAUCAUUAAAAGAAAUAACAGGAUAUGCAAAUUAUAAGGAAAUCAUAGAUAAAAAAAAGGAAUUUUUGAAUAUUAAUUUUGAGGAUGUGUCUAAAUUGUAUGAUGCAUUUAAAUCAUUAUGUAUCAUGUAUACUGAAAUUAGUGUAAGCGACAGAAACGAUAAGAAAUAUUUAGAAAAUGCUAAAAAAUUUGUUGAAAAAUACGAAAACCUUAAAAACGAUUCUAAUAAUACUAAAGAUAGCGCCUAUUAUCAAGUAUUGUCUACAUUAUCAAAUGAUUAUAAUAAUUUUAAAAAAUAUUGUAUUAGAAUUAACGACAAUUGUAGCGAUAUUCCGCUACUUUCAGAUACAAAAACAACACAAAUUUCUGAACCGAGUUCUGAAACGAGUCCUGAACUGAGUUUUGAAGUUACAUCAAGUUCGUCGAUAACAAACAAAUUAAUUCCAGUUUUAUCGAUAAUUGGUGUAAUAGGAUUUCUUUUAGGAAUUUCUUAUAAGUAUUCGUUAUUUGGAUUCCGGAAACGAACCCCAAAACAGCAUUUAAGAGAAAAGAUAAAAAAAUAA